Messenger RNA from Chlamydomonas reinhardtii, 4381 nucleotides. RefSeq lists its product as uncharacterized. Lineage: Eukaryota; Viridiplantae; Chlorophyta; Chlorophyceae; Chlamydomonadales; Chlamydomonadaceae. The transcript is spliced from 5 exons. The record is from RefSeq and is a predicted model, not a curated record. The coding region runs from base 410 to 3571 and encodes 1053 amino acids.
GCUAAGAUAGUCCGCAUAAGCUCUGUAUAGGCCAGUGCGUUUGAGGCUGCAAGUAAGUCGUUGCCGCCUACUGAACACCGGGACCCGCCGCGGAACCUGCCAUCGAUGCUGAUUUGAGGCACAGCAUUUCUCUUAAUGUUUGUGCGUGGUCGCAUGUUGUGUGGGACGUCGGGCGCUGCUGUGCCUCGAUAGCACAACCAAUAAUCGCGCGCGCGCCAGCGCUCACUCGCCGACGUGAGUAGCCAAGCUGGUCAGCGCAACGCAAUAAAUUGCAUCAUCUACCAGCCACCAGGUUGGCCCUACGUCACUGGCUGGGGCUGCCGAUUGGCGGUUGUCUGACGCGACAUCGGGAGCGUCCCAGCAUUGGCUGCCGCUCCAGGCGGUGUGCGUUCAGGAGUAGUACAACUGGAUGCUGCAGCCGCGUGCGUUCCUGUCCGCGCCCCUUCCGGCAGCGGCGCCGCCGCCGGCGGCGGGCACCGGAAGCUCGUCGCAGUCUGUUUGCCUCAAGGACCCCCCCGCAUGCGAGGCCUGGACGCAUGUGUCGCCGGAGGACUGGGCGCUGGUCAGGAGCCUGUACGACUGCUGCGUGGUGGCGACUGCCGGCGGCAGUGGCGGCGGCAGCGGCGGCGGCCGCGGUGGGGCAGGCAGCAGAGGCGUAGGCGCAGCCGCCGGCGGCUUCAGCAACACUUCGAUCAGCGGCAGUAGCAGCAUCCCGCUAGAGGACUGCAUAUUAUGGAUGCUGCUGAGCAUGGCAGAUCAGCUGUUCUGUGACGCCAACGGCAGGCCUUGCGAGCUGCCGCCGCCGCAGCAGGAGGAUGAGCCCAUCACUCUAUCCAAUGAGGCUGAUGUCUACCUCAACCUCAUCCCGAUCCUGAUGGUGCCACUGCGAAGGCUUUUGAACGCGCUGCUAAAGCGAACGCAUGCCAACAACAGCGGCGCCGCCGCCGCUGCAGCUGCUGGGGCCGCCUCCGCCGGGGCCGGGCCUGCUGCUGCCGCCGCCGCCGCCGCCGCCGCCGCCGCCGGCCGCGGCGGCGGAGCCAGAGGCGCCGCUGGCAGCGCCGGGCCCGCCGCUUCCAAGGCCGCCGCUGCCGCUGCUGGGCCUGGGGCCGCCAGCGGUGCCGCCCAUUCCACACUUUUCACGCCUCUCGCCCAGAAGGCAGCAGCGGGAACUGCUGCUGCCUUCUGGGCGAGAGGCGUGAAAAGUGUGGAAUGGGCGGCACAGCAGAAUCCGCUUCGCAGGGAGCCGUCGGAGCAGCAGGGUCAGGUGUGUCUUCAAUUGUGUGAGGGGCCAGCAGCAGCAGCAGCCAACGCUCGGCUGAUCCCGGAGUACAUGCUCUUUGCGUGCUUCGACGCAGACAGCAGCUGCAGCAGCAGCGCCGGUGCAGCAGCAGCAGCAGCAGCAGGCGCUGCUGUGGCAGCAGCCGCAAGUAGCGGCAGCACCGGCGGCGGCGCAGCAGCAGCAGGGGUAGUCAUCAAGGCGGCGGAGCAACCGCCGCCGCCGCGGCGAGCCGCCUGCUGCCUACUGCAGGUCACGAAACCGGCCGCGUUGUCGCGGAACGGGUCACCCAUCGAUCUGCUGGACAUGUGGGUCCAAGAGGACGGCGCAGUGUGUGCCUUGCUCGCUCAGGCGUACACGUACAUGUGCAAGAGUGGCAUCCGCUUCUGCAUUCUCACUGAUUACAACGCCUCACACCUGCUGAGGCUCGGCCCCCGCACGGCGGUGCCACCCUCACCCCAGCGACCGCCACCUUCGGCCGUUGGAAGCGGCGGCGUUACCACCGGCAGCGCCGUCGCAAAGAAAGGGGCGGCUGCAGCGCCCGCGAAGGUGGCAGCGGCGGAGGUGGAGGCGAAGGCUGCGACAGCGGCGGGGGCAGCGGCGGAGGCGGGGGCGGAGGCGGCAGCGGUGGCCGCUGGCAGCGCGGGCAGCAGCAGUGAUGUGCCUGCUGCUGCUGCCGGCCUCGUGCUUCAAGUGGCCGGCCCCUUCCUGGCCACCACACAGCACACAGACCAGGAGCCAGCCCCGACGGCCACGGCCGCAUGCCUGCUCGUCAUGCUGCUCGGCGUCGGCACGGCCGCCGCUGCCGCCGCCGCCGCCGCCGCCGCCGCUGCCGCCGCCGCUGUCGCAGCCUUCGCCUCCACCUCCGCCGCUGUUACCUUCGCGGGCGCUGCAGCCGCCCCUUUCUUUGCGACGGCGCUGCCGGUGACGGCGCAGCAGCAGCUGGGCUCAUCAGGGCCGGGUGCAGCGCCGAGCAGCAGCAGGGGUGGCGAUGGCGGAGGUGGCAGUGGACGUGGUGGUGAGGCUGGUGGCGGCGGGGGACAGCAGGGCAGCGGUGGGGUAGGGCGGCCUGGCGGACCGGGCGGCGGCGGCGCGCCUUUGGCCGCCGUCGGCGGGGCGGCAGGCCUGCGCGCGGCGGCACGGAAGAGGACGGGGCCAGACCCUGGUCGGCAGCAUGACGACGAGCUCGCCGCGGCGCUAGACUCGCCAGCGCAGCAGCUGCAGCAGCAGCGCUCAGAGCAACCCGCCGCUGCGGAGCCCGCCGCGUCUUCUCCGUUGGCUGCUGCUGCUGCUGCGGCGGCGGCGGCGGCGGCGGCGGCGGCGGCGGCGGCGGCGACCGUCAUCGGGCGGCGUGCUGAGGCGGCGCCGUCACCGCGGCGCGGCGUCGUCUUGGACAAACUGAUCUGCGACGGCCAUGUGGGCUUCGUGUGCGGCGGCUGCGUGGACGGCGAGGCGGCGGUCGUCAAGUUCUUUGGUCCGGACGCGCACGGCCUCGCAGUGUACCGGGCGGAGAGCAGCGCCUACGCAGCCCUGGCGGCGCAUCAGGGCCGGGCGCUGCCGCGGCUGCUGGCGGCCGGCACCACGCGCACGCUGGUGCCUGCGGAGGAGGACCCGGACGCCUGGGUGCCGCCGCCACCGCCGGACCGCGUGUUCUACCUGGCCACGAGCCGCGUGCCGGGGCUGACGCUGCAUGACCUUCUGGAGCAGCAGGGUCGCAUCGAGCCGGCCGUGGCGGCGGCGGCCGUGCGCGCGCUGCGGCGGCUGCACGUGGCUGCGCCGGCGGCGGCCAGUGGUGGUGGUGGCGCUGGUGUCGGCGCCGGCGGCGCCGGCGGCGCCGGCGGGCGCUUUCUGCAUGGCGACGUCAAGCUGAGCAACUUGAUGAUGCUGCUGCCGUCCGCCGCGGCACAGCAGCAGCAGCAGCACCAUAAAGUUGCUCAGCUUGACGUCGCCGAUCAGCAGCAGCCCGCAGCGGCAGCUGUGGACACGGUGGAGGCGGCGGCGGCCGGCGGCGCGGCUGCUCCUCGCGGCGCCGUCGAGCUGUCGCAGCGGCAGCAGGAGGCGGCGGGAGUGGCGGCGGGAGUGUGGGUGGAGGAGGACAAGGAGGAGGAGGAGGAGGAGAAGGAGGAGGAGGGGGAGGAGGAGGAGGACGAGGAGGAGGAGGGGGAGCCGCGCUGCGUUGUCAUUGACCUGGGGCUGUCGCGGCUGGACGCCAGCGAGGAGGAGCAGCGGGCGGAGCUGCGCAAGUUGGAGCAGCUGCUGCGUGAGGCGGCGACGGCAGGGCCGCUACAGGAGUAGUGUGCGUGUGUAUGUGGCGCAUGCAUGCCUAGUUGAUUGCCCACACGUACGACACACGUACGAAUGUGGUGUGUCGGAGGUGCCGGCGGCGGCGGCAGCGUUUUUUAGCGGUUGUAGUAAUGGAAGUAGCGGUGGCGGAGGUGGCAGCAGUGUCGAUGGAGACGGCGGCGGUGCGUAGAGCAGGGAAUGGCCGUGUGUGUGUAUGUGGUGCUGCCUGAUGCGCUCAAGGUCAAGCUGUGCACCGGACGCGCCUUGCUUGCUUGCUUCCUGUCAGCCGGCGGCGGCCCCACGGUGGCCGGCGGUGGCCCCCUGCUGGUGGUGGUGGACUGGUGGUAAUGGUAGUGAUGGCGGUGGUGGCGGGCGCCGACCCAGCCAGUCAGCCAACGAAAGCCGCCGUAGCGGGUGGCGCUCCGCCCCGCCCUGCACGAGCAGCAGCAGGGCGGCGGCUAGCCGCGGCCACACGCGUGAGGCGGAUGGAGGGCUGUUAGUUUGGGAGCGCAAGCAGUGCUCGUAUCUUGUAGAUGCCCUCAGGCACCCGGCAUCUACACAUGCGUAGAUGACCCUGACCGCGGCAUCUACACUUAAGCCCCCAAGCCCCCCAAAACGUCUACGCUUCCCCCAUUUUGCGCCAAAACCGGCCAAAACCGUCUACACUGCGUAGAUGCGUGGCACCCAAACCCAAAAUUUUUUCUCCGCCUUCGGCGGAUUUUGGGCAGAUUUCUACAGUGUAGAUGGAAGAUACGAGCACUGCGCAAGACGAGCGACCGCACGUUGUAGAGGUAGGGGUAGGCAGCUAGCCUCAAUCGGCUG